AACCCGGCGCGCGCUCAGCUCAGCUCAGCCCUCGCCCCCUCCCUGCCCGCCGUGAGGGUCCCUUGGGAACGGGGUUAGAAGGGGACGCAUUACAAAACCCUCUGGCAGUUUUGGGCGGCCUUGGAAAACCCCGCGGAUGAGGGAAAAGACUUAGGACGUGAACCCCAACUGUCCCCCGACUGCCCGGGAGUGGGUGAUUCUCGCCAGGGAUAGCCCCCGGGGAAGGGCCCGAGUUGAACAAGGCGCACGUCCCUGCGAGACUCUGGGCAGGCGAGGGCAUGGACAGGGCAGUCCCUUCGCGCUUUGGGAGCUGCUGCCUCUCACCUCCAACCUCCUGCCAGUGGGCAGCCCUCGAGUGUGUCAUGCUGGAGAACAAAAGGGGCUCAUUUGAUAAAACACGCAAAAUAAUUUGAGGAUUAUUUGCUUCAGAGCUCUCUCAGUGUAUUUUGAGAAAUUAUGGAUCGGCACAUUCCCAUGCAUGCAUUACCUGAAGAAAUCCAAAAGAUGUCCCCUGAAGAAAAAGUCUGUAAAUUCUGUGGAGUCAGCUAUUUAAUUCUUCAUGAGUUUAAGUCUAUGGAAGAAAAAGUAAAAGCCAUGGAAAAAGAGAUGAAAUUUUAUCAAGGAAGUAUAGAUCGUGAAAAGAGACUUCAAGAAAAGCUACAGGAUCUUAGUCAAGAUUUUGAACAGUACAAAAUUGAAAAUGAAGCCAAGAUGAAAAGAAUUCAAGAUACCAGCAUGCAGUUAAAAAGUCAGCAAAAUGAAUUUCAGAGAGUUCAGAAAGAGUUGAAUCAUCUGCAGCAUGAGUUAAAAAUUCAACAUAGACAAUCACAAGUCUUCAGUCAAAGAUUGAUGGAGUACAAAUAUUUCUGGAAUAAGACUCUUUCAUUACUUACUUUUACUAAAAGGGAGCUAACCAGCAUUAAAAAUGAACUAUAUGAUAAUUUUCAAAACUGGACUUCACUGAAAGGAGAAGUUUUUCUACAAAUUAAAUCCAUAAGUGAAACAGCCUUAACAGAAGUAGAGAUACUAAAUAAAAGUUUGACAGUGUCCCAGAGAAACAAGGCAUGCUUGGAAGAGGAGAUGAAAAGUCUGAAGCUGCUAUCAGAUGCAGCCAUCCUGAGGUCCCAGGAGAUCCAGGCAUCCAAGCAGCAGGAAGUCAACCUGCAAGCAAGGUGCCACAACUUGCAAAAGGAAGCACUAGAUUUACAAAGUCAAGUAGAAUCACUUGGGCUAAGACUUCAGAGGGCAGUGGCAGAGGCGGACAACUACAAAGAAAUGUUCAUGAAUAAAUCUAAUGAAGCUGAUGACUGUCAAAGAGAACUUAGAAAACUGAAGUUUGAAUCCAUUAUUUCUGACUCACGGCAUACAAGAUUGCUUAAAGAAAAAGAAGACUCUUUAAUGGCUUGUCAACAAAUAUAUAAGACUUUACAGGAAGAACUAACUGCAAAAGAAAGGCAAGAAGAGGACACAAAAAGAAGAAUGAACCUUGCAGAAAAUGAGCUAGAGAUAACCAAAGCUCUUCUGAAAAAGACACAGGAAGAGGUUGUAACACUGAAAAAUGAAAGGGAAUUGAUGCUAAUUUCACAUCAGAAAAGCAUUGAGCAGCUGCAGGAAACCCUUAGACAGAAGCUGCUGAGCGAUGAUAACUGGAGGGAGAAGAUUGAAGCUGAACUUGCCAAGGAAAGAGCCCGGCAUUUGGCUGAAUUUGAGGCGCAAGCUCUGCUCUUUAAAGAAGAAGCUAGACUGGAACUUGAUAUUGAAAAGGAAAAACACCAAGAAAUAAUUCAAAAGUAUAAGAAAGAACAAGAGGAACUGCAAAUGAAGAUCUCCAACUUAAUCGCAGGCGCUACCAGAGACCUGCGACAGGAAGUGGCCACUCUUGAGGGAAAACUCUAUGAAUCCCAUAAGCGAUUUUCUGAAAAAUCUGAGUCCAAGGAGAAAGAAAUCGAAACACUUAAAAAUUUGGUGGCAGAAUUUGAAUCUCGUUUGAAGAAGGAGAUAGACAGUAAUGAUUCCAUUUCAGAGGACUUACGGAAGGAAAUGAAACAAAAGUCAGAGGAACUGGAAAGAGCAAUUCUGGCCCAGACAGAACUGAGGCAGCAGUUCAACCAGUCCCAGGAAGAGAACACUUUUCUUCAGGAAACGGUGCGGAGAGAGUGUGAAGAACGCUUCGAGCUGACAGAGGCUUUGAGUCAAGCCAGGGAACAGCUCCUGGCGUUCCAGAGGCUCAGUGUGAGCCUGCCACUGUCCCCAGCUCCCCUCAGCCAGGGUGGGCUAACCUCCCCCAUGGCCACUGUCAGUGACCAGGGAGAGAGAGGCCUGGCAAGACUGAACUCUACAAAAGGAUUCAAAAUAUCUAGCCUGCACGGGCUGCCAAGAGCCAGCACUUCCCCCACCACAGCUAAGUCCCAACAGUUCCGCAGCUCGGGUCUGCCCACUGUUCCCCAGCCGCAUCCUCCCAGAGGCCGGCCAUCAGUCGCAGAGACCAAACAAAGGCUGGCAGCCAUUCUGCGGGGGAGAAUGAACCAGCGGUGAUGGAUCCGCCUCAGGACAGUGAGGACAGCAAAGAUCAGUUAUUACCACAGACCAAGGACUCAUGGCUGGAGGUAUUUUUAACAAGAGUGUAAAAACCUAGAAAAAAUUGUGAAGCCACAUUUUUUUCCAAAAGGACUUUGAGAUUGCAACAGACAAUGAAGUUGUUAGCAUUCCAGAGGACCGGUUUCUGUAUUCAUGUGCUGAAUGUUUAGCUGUCCUCCAUGAAUUUGCUUUUUUAGAAGUCGUAGGUAGAAUUUUUCACCCAUAGUAUCAUUUAUCUUUUUUUGCGCCAUAGCAAGCAGAUCUGUGCUCAUAAAAAGUAGAUUGUACUGGUUUUGUCAUUGUUUGUUCAGUUGAAUAGGUUAAAUAGAUAUAAUUAGUAUUCCAAACAGAAAAAGAAAGUAUUUUAUUCCAAAAUGCUUAGUUCAAAUAUUCACAGUUUACUAUCAAGUUCCCUUUUCCACCUCACAACCUAAUUGGUCAAUAUCAAUAUUUUUUAGGCAAGAAGGAGAAAGCGCCCAUAGCUUUAACUAAUGAUAAAUAACCUUCUGUGACUCUAGGGCCUUCUACAAGGAACAGCAACUCUAAUUCAAGGAAAAUGUGGCUUACUUUCCAACAGUAGAGAUUAUUUUAGGUAACAUAGAGCCUGGCCAUAAAAAUACUGCUGUUAGAGAUUUUCUACGCUGAAUGUCGUUUUGGUACUUGUAGUUAGGUUUUGAUUUGAAUUGUAUUCCAGUCAUGGAGAAGAGAACUAACUCAUGAAAGCAAAGUAGAAGCACAGAGCACUAAUUGGGGGUUCAAAUUUCAUUACCCCUGAAAAUAAACAACUAGUCUACAUGUUUUCUAUUUUCAGAGUGAAAAAAAGCAAAACCAGAAACUGGAGAAGCUAUCUUAAGUUGUCUUAAGACUUUAGUCUCUUCCUGUUUCUUAAAACACAACUCUUUACCUUAAACUAGCACUUGUCUAUCUUUUCCCCCAUCUAAUAGCAGUGCAUUUUUCUUCUAAGACUGGUGUUACUUAAAUCCUCUUUCUCAUUGCAUCAUGGGCUCCAGGCUUCUCAUGCCGGCUUAGCCCGAUAGCAACACACGUGGGUUACAGCACAGCAAAGCCUCUGCUGUUUGGCUACAUAUCAAUGAGAAACUGCAAAGCUGCUUGGAAUCCUUCCCACAUGGGAAAAAAAAAUUAAGUUACUAAGCAAGAUCUAGCUCAUCUCCGAUCUUUCACAGACUUGUUCUAAUCUACUAGUAGAGUGUUUCAUUCCACAUUAGGUCUGCUAUUUCCCUGACAGUUUAAGCAAGGACAUCUGGAGUUAAGACUUAGAAUGCUGACUUUUGUUGUAUAGAAGUUGGUGUUGACAAGAGAGUAUAACAGAAUGCGGGUGCCAAUGAGAGGCUUAGAGAUCACCCUAAUAAUUUUUACAAAUAAAGAUUUGAGACUAGAGAGGUCUGACUUAGCUAAGGCAGUACAGCUAGUUGGUGACAGAGCUACAGCCAGAGCAAACCUCACCUGAUCCCAAUCUCACCUUGAUUUCCUCUCCCCAGAGAUUCCCAAGCCACCGUUGUGAUCUUUGCCAAUAAUACACUGUAUUUACCUAAUAUUUUAUUUAAAUGUACUCAUUUUUUAAACUUAAAUUUAUAUAAAAAGGAAGCUUAACCCCAGGAAGAAUAACUGUAAGGUAAUAUGUUUGAUUUACUAGAUAUAUAUAUUUUUCUAAUACCUUAAAAUAAAUGUAUAUCUAUUAAAAUGAGAAAUGUUACUUGGUGAACCCCUACAAUCAUUUUGUGUAGUGCCAGCAUUACUUAAGCCAUACUUGAGACCACACACCAGACCAUGAAUUUUCUGAUCUGGAGUUUGCAUGUUUAAAUGACUCGCAUAUGUAGAUGGCAAAAGCUAGUUAAAGUUCUAAUAAAAGCAUAAAAGAGUGUUUAGAGCACACCAGUCUUUGUUGUUAGAUUAUACAGGCUUGUUCACAAUCUUUCAAUUUCCGUUCGCUCUCCAGGAACCACGGAAUACAUUAUUCCUAAAUUAUGGACAUACUUAAAUUUGUAAAGAGAGUCAAAUAUAAAGUUUUCCAAAGUGGAAGAAAGACUGACAGUUUGAAACGUGGUUUCUCUGUUUCUUGUUAUGCUUUUGCUUUACCAAGUAAUUCUGUAAGUAAUCACUCUGAGAAUAGAAUCAUGAUCUGUGUUAUAGACCAUUGACAUACAAGAGUCCAGGGAUGAAAAGAGAGAUAUUAUUUACAUUUAUCUCAACCUUGAUCAUCUGAAUGAUGCAGACUAAACUAUGUGCUUCUAUCUUUUAAAGAAAAAUAGCUAAAGAAAAAAUAAUAACAUUAGGGUGUGUAAUCUGGUGUUACAAACACGUUCAAACUUUCCUUGACUUUUGCAGUGAAUAAGAACUGACAUGAAACACCUCAGGAGUGUUUGAAAAGCAGUGAGUGUUAUACAAAAUAAGGCUCUCAAAUACAUAUAAUAGCUAUUGAGUUGAAGUUUUAAUUUCUUGACAGACAUAUGUUUUCUAUGAUCUCAUUGGAGAAGUAUAGGUGUCAAAAGAAAAGGAUAUUAUAGGAAAUAUUCCUUAGAAAAUUAUAACCCUAUUUUUUUUUAAACUGGUAUUGGUGGACAAUGAUGGGAAAAUUCUUAUAUAACCAAUGUAGAUUUCUCAGGCAGUUUUA
Messenger RNA from Talpa occidentalis (Iberian mole), 5209 nucleotides. RefSeq names its product leucine, glutamate and lysine rich 1 (gene LEKR1). The record is from RefSeq and is a predicted model, not a curated record. Lineage: Eukaryota; Metazoa; Chordata; Mammalia; Eulipotyphla; Talpidae. The transcript is spliced from 13 exons. Bases 457 to 2535 code for a protein of 692 amino acids.